AUGGCUUUCCGUUUCGUAACCAAACGUACGGUCGACCUGACCUCACGCAUCACAUCGACCAGACGACCACUUGCUCGCGUCCCUCACCAGUUGAGGACUUACAGCGCAAUCUCGACCCAGACUGCUACUCCCCGAGCUGCCCCUCUACGACGCAACCUUCGCCUUCAGAACCCUCAGCGCAUCUCUGCUACACGACACUGCUCCUACAAAAGAAAUAUGUGCAGAUUCGGAGAAGGUGCCGGCGCCGGCACUCUCAACUAUCCCAGAGAGCUCCUGCCUACCAACGUCGUCCCCCGACACUAUGAUCUGACUCUCGAGCCCAACUUCGAGACGCUCAAAUUUGAUGGUCACGUCAAGAUCGACUUCGACGUCACCGAAGACUCCAACACCGUUUCCCUGAAUACUCUCGACAUCGAUGUCAAGCAUGCCGCGCUUUCCCUGUCGACCGACGGCCAGCAAAAGAGCCUCAGCGACCCAGUCAUCACCUACGACGAGCCGAAGCAGACUCACACAUUCGAGUUCAAGGACCGUCUCACCAAGGGCGCCAAGGGUACGCUUGAGAUCAAGUUCGUCGGCGAGCUGAACGACAAGAUGGCUGGUUUCUACCGCUCAUACUACAACAAGCCGGACGGCUCCAAGGGCAUUCUCGCCACCAGUCAGAUGGAGCCCACCGAUGCUCGUAGAGCAUUCCCCUGCUUUGAUGAACCUGCGCUCAAGGCAGAGUUUACUGUCACUCUCGUCGCCGACAAGAACUUGACGUGUCUUUCCAACAUGGAUGUCGCCGAGGAGAGGGAAUUGCCCUCAGGAAAGAAGGCUGUCCGGUUCAAUAAAUCACCCGUCAUGUCCACUUACCUUGUGGCCUUCAUUGUCGGAGAGCUGAACUACAUCGAGAACAACGACUUCCGCGUGCCUCUGCGCGUCUAUGCUCCUCCCUCUGAGGACAUUGAGCGAGGAAGGUAUGCCCUUGACAUCGGUGUCAAGGCUUUGGAGUUCUACGAGAAGGCUUUCGGUCUCCCGUACCCCCUGCCGAAACUGGACCAGGUCGCUAUUCCCGAUUUUGCCGCUGGCGCCAUGGAGAACUGGGGUCUGGUGACCUACCGUACCGUCGAAGUUCUGUUUGAUGAUAAAACGAGCGGUGCCGCAGCCAAAGAGCGUGUAUCGACCGUCAUCACUCACGAAAUUGCCCACCAAUGGUUCGGAAACAUUGUGUCUCCAGAUUGGUGGCACGCCCUUUGGUUGAACGAGGGCUUUGCCGAGUUUGCGUCACGUUACUCUCUGAAUGCCUUCUUUCCCGAGUGGAAGUUGAAGGAGUCUUUUGUCAGAGAGGAUCUGCAAGCCGCUCUUGGUCUCGAUGGCCUCAGGAGCAGUCACCCCAUCGAGGUUCCCGUCCACAAGGCUGAGGAGAUCAAUGAGAUCUUCGACAGCAUCAGCUACGCCAAGGGUUCCUGCGUCGUGCACAUGAUCUCAGCUUUCUUGGGCGAGGAUGUCUUCAUGGAGGGUGUCCGAAAGUACCUGAAGCGCCAUGCUUGGGGCAAUGCUACUACCAACGAUUUGUGGCAAGCCUUGAGCGAGGCCAGUGGCAAGGAUGUGGGUUCCAUCAUGAAUAUUUGGACUCAGAACGUUGGUUACCCGGUCGUCUCCGUAACUGAGUCGGGCAAGUCGAUCAAUGUUGAGCAGCACCGCUUCCUGACCACCGGAGACGUCAAGCCUGAAGAGGAUAAGGUGCUUUAUCCCAUCUCGUUGAACGUUCGCACCAAGGGCGGCAUCGACAAGAGCCUGAUGCUCACGACUCGGGAUGCGAAGUUCGAGAUUGAGGAUGCCGACUUCUUCAAAAUUAAUGCGGACUCUACAGGUUUCUACCGCACAAAGUAUGCCAUCGAAAGACUCGAGAAGCUUGGCAAUGCCGCAGAGCUUCUUUCUGUCCAAGACAGAGUCGGUAUCGUGGCUGAUACUAGUGCCCUGGCCACUUCUGGCUACCAGAAGACGUCCUCUUGCUUAGGUCUGUUCAAGGCCCUCAGCAAUGCAGGCGAGGCCGAAUACCUUGUCUGGGACCAAAUCUUGACUCGCCUGGGAUCCAUCAAGAUGGCCUGGAUUGAGGAUGAGGAGGUCGUCGACAAGUUGACUGAGUUCCAAAGAAACAUCGUCAGUGGCAUGGCCCACAAGCUGGGCUGGAACUUCUCCAGCGCAGAUGGUCACGUCGAACAGCAGUACAAGGCCCUCAUGUUUGGCGCGGCUGGUAUGUCUGGCGACGAGAAGGUUCUGGCAGCGGCGAGAGAGUUAUUCGAGAAAUUUGCGGCUGGGGACAAGACCGCCAUUCACCCCAACAUCAGAAGCUCUGUAUUUUCUAUUGUCCUGAAGUAUGGUGGCGCGAAGGAGUACGACGCCGUUCUCAAGUAUUACGAGACUGGUGAGACGAGCGACGAGCGUAACAGCGCUCUGCGUACGCUCGGCCAAGCUCGCGACCCCGCGCUCAGACAGCGGACUCUGGACAUGCUACUUAGCGGCAAGGUUCGCGAUCAGGAUGUUUACAUCCCCAUCGGCAGUUUGCGGUCUAGCAAGGCCGGCAUUGAGGCCUUGUUUGACUGGAUGCAAACAAGAUGGGACGAGAUCUAUACCAAGUUCCCAGCUCAGUCUUCCAUGAUCGGAAGCAUCGUGAGCUAUUGCUCCAGUGGUCUCACGAAGCAAGAGCAGCUCGACAAGCUCGAGAGCUUCUUCGCUAAUAAGGACAAGAAGGGAUUCGUCAGAGCGUUGUCGCAGUCCACUGAUUCCAUAAAGGCCAAGAUUGCUUGGACUUCUCGUGAUACGGAGGACCUGCGCAAGUUCCUGGGCAUUUAA
Molecule: messenger RNA, 2835 nt
Organism: Colletotrichum karsti
Lineage: Eukaryota; Fungi; Ascomycota; Sordariomycetes; Glomerellales; Glomerellaceae
Product: peptidase family M1
Exons: 3
Coding region: 1-2835 (944 amino acids)
Biological process (GO): peptide catabolic process; proteolysis
Cellular component (GO): cytoplasm
Molecular function (GO): metalloaminopeptidase activity; peptide binding; zinc ion binding
Source: RefSeq, a predicted model, not a curated record